Molecule: messenger RNA, 3531 nt
Organism: Diprion similis
Lineage: Eukaryota; Metazoa; Arthropoda; Insecta; Hymenoptera; Diprionidae
Exons: 4
Coding region: 161-2962 (933 amino acids)
Molecular function (GO): protein binding
Source: RefSeq, a predicted model, not a curated record
CGCAUGCUGUUUGAAACUUCAGGGAUCUCCCGUCUUCUAUAGUGUUAUGUUUCUAUCUGCAAAACGGUGAUUCCUGCAAUUAUUGGUUCUUUUUUUAAGUGCUUACGCUUGAUCGACGAGUAGCCAGCUACAUGUGUUUCGAUUAUUGAAGGCAGCACGAAUGGAUAAUACGAGUCCUUCACCACCAAAACGGCCUCGGACGCAUGAAAACUUGACGGUUCAGUUGGGAAAAAAAAAUAUUUCUAUUCAGAUCCACGGACCAUUGUCAACCGACAUAGAACAGUCUAAUGCAACCCGAGAACGUAUACCCGGGGCAAAAUGUUCCUUGUCUAUGUUGCCAUAUACAAAUAACAUGAAAUUUGUGCCAAACAAGGAGAUGAGUCUCAGUACUAAGCUUCAAAAACUUAAGCUUAAAUCCCCAGAUGGGCGGGAUCUUGGAGAAAUAGAAGUUAAGCUUUUUCCUCAAAAAGGCGAUGGGAUUAAGGGGAAAACAAUAAUGUUGAAGAAGCACAGCAUGUUUGGUAAACUAGAAAACAAUUCCACAGCUGUUUCGAUCCUUAAACCUAUGGACAAAACCAAGGUUGCGAGCAAUGGACGAGUUUCACCUCAAGCAGCAUCCACGUACAGCUUUGUACAACAACCAUCUAAGUGCUUUUCGAUAUCAAGCAUCCCUUCGACAAAACCCAAACAAGGAACCAGUCUGUCACAGUCUCUGACGAAUGCAAACCCUGAACAGACAUCAACGAUAUUGCGACACCCAGAUAAUCAGAAGCAUCCACCUGUAUCAUCAAGUUCACAAGUUUUUUUAAUACAUGUUGACAAACAGAAUGGUCUAAACAACAUCAAAAACAUGCAUAAAGAUGUUAAAAACUUGAGUCAGCCUCCUGCCAAGCAAAAAAUUGUCAUGGUACGAGCAGAAAAUUAUCCUUAUCCAAAUGAUACCAAGAAAAAAACUUCAUCAAGUACUGUUAUUGAGCUGCGGAAUUCUGUAUCACACAAGGAUCAAAAUGGUACCCAAUCCAUAUCCAUUAUGCCAAGUACGGAGAAUUCAAACAUUUCUUUGAGUAUCUCGGGACUUGGUGAAUGUAAAACAAAGGGGUCUAAUCAAAGUAAUAUGAUUAUCAAAAAGAUUGUUGAACGUGUUGACAAACCAACAACUGCUGUAAGGCGAUCAGCUGAUUCUAAGCCUCUUACAGUAACUCGGAAAAGUAGGAGUCCAGUGUCAAGCCUAUUACACACAAGUCUCCAAACUGAAUUGAAACCUUUGAUCCCUGUCAAAACGUAUAGUAGAACAUUAGAAAAUAAUAAAAAAAACAGCUGUAAAGUCAAUGAAAGAGAAUCUGCGACAAACAGCAUAGAAGCUAUGAAAAACUCAGUGGAAAGUAAUACUGAAGCCAAUACACCAAAUAUUGAUUAUACUCAACAUGUCAUGAGUCCAACAAAUGAUGUUACGCUUACAGAUGGUGGAAAAGAGAGUAUUGAGAAUUCAGCAGUUCUCACACAGCAUACAGACUUUGUUCAGAUAAAAACUAGAUCCUUGUGUACAGAUAAAGAUAAUACAGGGUUCAUCGAUAAAGAAAAUGGAAAUAAUGGUAAAAAUUUAGGUGAAAAUAUGAUGGUUAUUUUACCUAAAGACGUAGAUAUGUCAUGUAUAAAUGAAAGGAUCGACGCGGAUACAAAUGGAGCCAGUGCUGAGACAAGCAGUAUGGAAAUUGAUACGAAUGCAAAUGCCACUGAGAAUGCAGUAACUAUCCAAGACCGUGCUUUCAAUCAUAGUUUCAAUGUUGAAUCCCGCAAUCAGAGCAUAGCACCAAAUGGUACCAGUUCAGUGACUAGUACUGCAUCACCUAAGCGACAAGAUUUAGAUAUUAUUCAGAAAGCACUCAGUACAUUGCCUGAUCAAGUUUUACGUGAGAAAGCUUUCAAAGCUCUUGCUGAUUGUGGAAUCGGUUUAAAAAGAGAUAUACCUCUUCCACCUACAGUCUCUGUUAAUGAUUCACAAACCCAAACAACAGUUUUUAGUCUUUUGGAGCCACAAAUGUUCUUAGAGUGUAACGAAAACCUCCCUACCUUAAACAGGCUGGAGGUAAAUCAAAUGACUGACAGAAUUCUGCAACUACAAUCUGAAAACAGGUUACUUCUGAAUUGUGCACAGGAAUGGACAAACAAUGCAUGCAUCAAUACACAGACUGAAGUUUUGAAGACAUCGGAUGAUCUUUUUGAUUUCUGUGAAGAUUUUCUCGAGGAACCAACACCAAGAGCGCACCAAAUUCAGAAAGUACUUUCAAACCCUGAUACAAAAUUUUUAAAAAUUUUUGAUCAAUUGCAAAAAGAUUUUCAAGCGGCGACAAAUUUUGACAAUGAAGGAAUGCUGGGAAUUCAUCAAGCAGUUCUGAGUGGAAAUAUCAAGGAAGUGCAAAGACAGCUGAUUGUUCUCAAAGCUGUGAAAGAAAGCGUUGAUGUGCUCACUGAGUGCGGAAAGACGAGUUUGGAACUUGCAGUCGAACAUGACGUAGAACCAGUCAUAGUCGAGAUUCUCCUGAAAGCUGGAGCAAAGCCUGCAUUUCCUAUGAAACUUCACGAGUCAGCGCUUAUUACGGCAUGCAAAAUGUCCUCCACAGUUCUACCUCAGCUGAUCAUUCACGUGGAUUCACCAAGCUUACUCGACAAUAUGGACUCUGAAGGUUUCGCGCCUUUGCACUACUGUGCACAGUUGGGGAAUGUAAAUGCAGUGAAACAGCUAAUUUCCGCCGGAGCGAAUAUCAACUUACGAGAUGCUAAAUCUGGUCGUACAGCAAUAUUUCAUGCUCUAGAUCACCAAAAUAUUCCACUAGCAUGGUAUUUGAUAGAGAACAGAGCUUCAACGACUAUCACAAAUUUUGCUGGGCAAUCACCAGCAGGUUUGGUAGAUGAAAAUAAGCAUAAUAGUUUGGCAGAAAAGCUUAAUCAAGGAAUAAGUUAGAAGCACUCAAUCUUUUAAAAUUAGAAAUCAUCACUCUGAAAAAGACUGUAUCAUUUGCUACGAUUGAAAAUCGUGUAAUAUGUAAGAUCAGAUCAGUCAGAUUAAAUCAGAUGCUUAGACCAGUCAACUACUUCUAGGCAUAAUUAUACCAUAAAUUAUUGAAUACCACUAGAUAUACGAUGUACAUAUUAAUUUUUUUUUUUAUAUGUAUUUUGGUCAUCUCGUCACCUUAGAGUAACAGGGUUCUAAUUGCUGAGAAUAUCUUAUGGUAAUGCAACCCUAUUAUUUUGAGGCUACGAUUUUUUAGAUUACUUUGGUAGAUCGGGCAACUAUUAGACAUUUGCAUUUAUAUUUAACGUUAUUUAAGUAUAUUAAGCGGAGUACUUUAUAGGUAUAUGUGAAUGUGUAUUCAGGAUAUCAAAUGCCACAAUCUAUCAGUAAAAUUAGUUGAAAAUUUCAGUUCUGCAUUGAUGAAACCAGUGAUGUUAUUUCCAACAAGCAAUUUCUUCAUAGGAUGAGUGUAAUUGAAAACUAGAAUCUAUAAAAUCAGUAAUCUGUGAUAAAAUUAC